Aptenodytes forsteri (emperor penguin) is the source of this 673-nucleotide messenger RNA. RefSeq names its product transmembrane 4 L six family member 19 (gene TM4SF19). The record is from RefSeq and is a predicted model, not a curated record. Gene Ontology annotation, cellular component: membrane. Bases 47 to 673 code for a protein of 208 amino acids. NCBI's taxonomy places the organism in Eukaryota, Metazoa, Chordata, Aves, Sphenisciformes, Spheniscidae. The transcript has 5 exons.
GGGGUGGACGCUGCUGGCUCCAUGUGGCAUCGCUCCCAGGGUGGCCAUGUGUGUGGGGAAAUGCAGCCGGAUUGUGGGUCCCUGCCUGCUGGUGCUGGGCACGCUCUCUGUGGCAGCCAACAUCCUCCUGCUCUUCCCUGGCGGGGCGUCGAAGUACCUGGCAGAGGGGCACAUCAGCAAGCAUGCCAAGGCCAUGCCGGGCAUCUGGGGAGGCGGCAUCGCCGUGCUGCUGGCAGCGACCCACAUCACGGCGGUGGGGUGGCGAUGCACCGGCUGCUCCGACUGCGGCACCCGUCGCAACGCUUUCAUCUCUGCCGUGCUCUCCAAGCUGGCGCUCCUGGGUGCUGCUGCCUGCUUUGUCCUCUCCGGGGUGGGUUUGACCAAUGGACCCCUCUGCUUCUACAACGCCUCGGAGCACGGCCACGGGCAUGGCACCCUCUGGGGUUACCCCUUCCUGGAUGCCGGCAGCCAGGAGCCUGAUGCCAGAACAGAGAACUACCUGCAUGAUCGUCACACCUGGAGCAUCUGUCUGGAGCCAGCAGGUGUCGUGGCCUGGAACGUCAUCCUCUUCUCCCUCCUGCUGCUUGUCAGCGCCACUGAGAUGGUGCUGGCCUCCCUCCAGAUCCUCAAUGGCUGCCUUGGGUGCCUCUGCGGCUUUUGCGAGGGGAAGUAA